This is a messenger RNA of Uncinocarpus reesii 1704, 4515 nucleotides long. RefSeq lists its product as uncharacterized. Gene Ontology annotation, cellular component: plasma membrane. The record is from RefSeq and is a predicted model, not a curated record. Bases 1 to 4515 code for a protein of 1504 amino acids. Gene Ontology annotation, molecular function: ATPase-coupled intramembrane lipid carrier activity; ATP hydrolysis activity; ATP binding. Gene Ontology annotation, biological process: phospholipid translocation; intracellular protein transport; post-Golgi vesicle-mediated transport. Lineage: Eukaryota; Fungi; Ascomycota; Eurotiomycetes; Onygenales; Onygenaceae. The transcript has 3 exons.
AUGGCUGCUGAUGAUGACCGUGCCCGUGAUGGUAGGCUUGCGCCUCAAGGACCGCGUCGUCAAUCGUCGGGGUCACCCUUGAGAAUUUCGACUAGUGGCGAUGACGAUAAUGGAGGUGCUGAGGAAGAGAGAAUACUGUUACAGGACCAAAGCGAACAACCUCCCGCCGAACAGACCGGGAAUGAUAUGAUACAAGGCCUCGACGGAGAUCAGGGAAGAAGGCCUUCGGAGGUGGAUACCUCAACGCUUCGGAGACCAUCUCAACAACGCGUGCGAUUCUCAACCGAUAUAGAGCGGGGUUCUGAGAGUGACUCUCACCAGGACACCCUUGGAGAUUUAGGAGAGCGUCCGGUUAGUCGAAGUUCUCGCAUCGCUGCCUCGGGACUAACCGUGGAGACGGGGCAUCCGCCCCUUUCGUCCCAAGCGGCACGCCUAUCGCCAAGUGGCAACAGCUCUCCUGUGGUUUCACCCAGUUCUAAUAACUCACCUAUCUCGCCACCUGUGCCAUCUCCAGCCUCUAGAAGCCGGGGUUAUUCGCUUCGACGUACACUAUUCAACCGAAACCUCCACCAAACCAAUUCACCCGUGAAUGAUACAUCUAUUGAAUUGGGACAAAAUGCAACAGAUCGCAGGAACGCUACAGUCACCCACAGCCGGUCGGAUAGCGGCUCGUCUAAGGGCGAAAUGGUUGAAAUUGGAGAGGUUUCAUCCAGCAACAAGGACGAUGACUCUGCGUUUGCGUCAGAAAGAACGGACACCCUUAAAGGCGUCCGCACGUAUCGCGCAUCCCGUUCUUAUGGUCUAGCAAAGAAAAGCUUUACGCAGUGGAUACUAUCAUUGCUAGAAUCAAUAGGUGUUGUUUUCCGCGAACACGUUCUUCGAAUCAAGCCUAUUCCUCCUAGCAAAGACGGUCGGCACAUUGACCUGGAUGCACACCGAACCGAACCACUCAUAGAUGAGCGGACAGGAAAACACUAUAUCAGUAACUAUAUUCGAUCCAGCCGAUAUAGUCUGUGGAGUUUCUUUCCUAAGCAGUUCAUUGCUCAAUUUUCCAAACUUGCGAAUUUUUACUUUCUGGUUAUUGCUAUUUUACAAAUGAUACCCGGUCUCAGCACCACCGGAACUUUUACCACAUUCGUUCCUUUAAUGAUUUUUGUUGGUAUUUCCAUGGGAAAGGAAGGAUUCGAUGAUUUUCGUCGAUAUCGAUUGGACAAGGAGGAAAAUAAUCGACUGGCCCUGGUACUACGCCCCAAUAGGCAGAAUGGAAUAACGUCGGAUCCCUUGCUAGGUAGCUCUCAGCCAAUCUCCGAAGAGGCAGACGUUUGGGCGCCGACGAAGUGGAUCGAUAUUCAAGUGGGUGAUGUAAUCCGGCUGGAGCGCGAUCAACCAGCACCUGCUGACCUUGUGCUUUUACAUGCUGAAGAGCCUAAUGGGAUCGCCUAUAUUGAAACUAUGGCGCUGGAUGGAGAAACCAAUCUGAAGAGCAAAAAGCCUUGCAUUCCCGUUGCAAAAACUUGUGCCACUAUAGAAGACAUCACCGCAAAUAAGUCAACCCAUUUUGCGGUGGAGGACCCAAAUAUCGAUCUCUACAAGUUCGAUGGCAACGUCACAGUUGCAGGCGAGAAAUUGCCUCUGACUAACAACGAAGUUAUCUAUCGUGGAAGCGUACUUCGAAAUACCCACGAAGCCAUCGGCAUGGUAAUUUACACGGGAGAAGAAUGCAAGAUACGGAUGAAUGCCAACAAAAACCCGCGAAUUAAAGCGCCCGCUCUUCAGGCAAUGGUGAACCGAGUUGUCGCGGUGAUCGUCCUUUUCGUUGUGGUUCUCUCUUCGGCCUGUACGAUCGCUUAUCGUUUCUGGUCUCAAGAUGUCGAGAGUAAAUCUUGGUAUCUUGAGCAAGCCAUGGUCUCUUACGGCCCGGUCUUUACGUCUUUCCUAAUCAUGUUUAACACUCUGAUUCCAAUCUCUCUUUACGUCAGUCUCGAGAUUGUCAAAGUCGCCCAAAUGUUUCUAUUGAACGAUAUCGAUAUGUACGAUGAGGAUUCGAAUACACCUUUGGAAGCAAGAACCUCUACUAUAAACGAGGAACUUGGCCAAGUCAGUUAUAUAUUCUCCGAUAAAACGGGCACUUUGACAAACAACUCCAUGCGUUUCCGCAAAAUGAGCGUAGCCGGCACCGCUUGGCUCCACGAUACCGAUCUAAACGAGGAUGGAGAAGGCAAAAUGCUUCUUCAUAAAAAGCGAAAGGGCAAAAAAGCGACCGGUAGAAAAUCCAUUGCGGAUGAAGCAAGAAGAGGAUCGCGGCUAUCUAGGCUAUCCAAUGUUUCAAAUCUUAAAGAUCGGACUGGUGUAUCGCCGUCACGGUGGAGGUCCAAUAGGCGAAACAGGCAGUACCACGUUACGCCGGCGGGCGAAGAUCCAGCGUUUCGGGCAAUUCAACGCUCUGCGGUUCGGGAGAGCAUUGAUGUAUGGCUAAGAGAUCGCGAGACUGAUGGAGGAAUGGAUCUCAGACAGGAUGGAAACGAGAAUUACAGUCCACGGCCUUCCGCUCAGUUUGGUGGUAGGGCCUCUUUCGCAUACUCAGAUGGUCGGCCGUCCUUUCAGACCGACGAUGGAGAAGACCUGGUUGAAGAGGCUUUAGUGGUCAACGAGGCACAGGUUUUUGAACGGUGUUUCCAGCAUUUAAACGAUUUUGCGACAGAAGGAUUGCGAACGCUCCUUUACGGAUACCGGUACUUGACCGAAGCCGAAUAUAAAGAGUGGAAAGCGCAGUACAUGGAGGCUGUGACCAGCUUGUCGAACCGCCAGGAGAAGAUUGAAGAAGUAGGGGAACAGAUUGAGAACCAGUUCGAACUCUUAGGUGCGACAGCGAUUGAAGAUAAGCUUCAAAAGGGUGUGCCAGAGGCCAUUGACAAGCUGAGGCGGGCUAACAUCAAGCUGUGGAUGCUCACUGGAGACAAGAGAGAAACAGCCCUGAACAUUGGCCAUUCAUGUCGCCUUGUGAAGGAUUAUUCUUCGGUUAUAAUCGUCGAUGACGAGGCUGGGAAAGUUGAAGAGACGAUACGCUCCACGGUGUUUGAUAUCCAGAACGGCAAUGUAGCCCACUCUGUGGUCGUUGUGGAUGGCCAGACACUUUCUGCCAUCGAGGCGGACCCAACUCUUGAGGCUCUUUUCUUCGACCUGGCCAUCCUUGCCGACUCCGUGAUUUGUUGUCGUGCAAGCCCGAAGCAAAAGGCUUUCCUCGUCAGAGCGAUCCGAAAGCGCGUGAACAAAUCAAUAACACUUGCUAUCGGUGAUGGUGCAAAUGACAUUGCCAUGAUCCAAGAGGCUCAUGUGGGAAUUGGAAUUACAGGAAAAGAAGGUCUUCAAGCCGCACGAAUUUCGGAUUACUCGAUUGCUCAAUUUCGGUUCCUGCUCAAACUACUACUAGUUCAUGGUCGGUGGAAUUACAUCCGCGUUUGCAAAUACACCCUGGGUACGUUCUGGAAGGAGACGCUGUUUUACCUGACUCAAGCUCUUUACCAGCGAUGGAACGGGUAUACCGGGACUAGUUUGUACGAGCCUUGGAGUUUGAGCAUGUUCAAUACCCUCUUUACUUCCCUCCCGGUUAUCUUUUUGGGCAUUUUUGAAAAGGACCUUGCGGCUUCCACGCUCCUUGCUGUCCCCGAACUGUAUACGAAAGGCCAGUUGCGAAAAGGAUUUAACAUCAAGAUAUAUCUUGGCUGGGCGUUUAUGGGCAGUUGCGAAGCAAUGAUCGUGUACUUCGUUAUGUAUGGGUUAUUUGGCGAUGCUAUUAUUACCAAGGAUAAUGGUGUAUUCGCGCUGGGCUUGCUCACUUACUCUGCCUGCGUGACCAUCAUAUCCGCAAAGCUGCAGGCUCUUGAAAUUCACAACCACUCGGUCAUGGCGGCGAUUUCGACUGUGCUCUCCGUCGGUGGAUGGUUUCUGUGGAACCUCAUCCUUUCAGAUCGUUAUCAAAUCGACGAGAUCUAUAACGUCCGGGAUAAUUUCAUUCACCGCAUUGGGCGAGACUUUCUUUGGUGGACGACGCUUUUUCUCUCCAUUGUCGCCGUCAUCCUCUUCGAAAUCGGCGUAAGCACCGUUCGCACCACUCUCUUCCCCACGGAUGUAGACAUGUUUCAGGAAUACGAACAAGAUCUCGAGAUUCGAAAGCGGUUUGAAGAAGCUGCUGCCAUGGAAUUGCAGCAGGGAUGGGACCGUGGGACCAAGAAGUCUAGUGCCGAGCUGCAACGUGAGGCAGCGAUUGAAGCGGCCAGAGAACUUCAGGUUCAAGAACUACUUGAUCGACGGACAAAUGAUGCGGAUACUGUCAUCAAGGGAGAGGCCGUGGCUACUGCUACCCUCCGCCCUAACGACGAGACGGAGGACGUCAGUCUUGUCGAUGGCGAGAGGCGCCAGAGUAGCAGCGCUGCUGGUCCGCGUCGGUCGUUGGACAUACAUGAAAUGUUCAGUAAAGGGUUUGGGUCCAUUCGCAAGGGCCCGGAUCUGAGAUGA